AUGAAUUGGCUGAUUCCACAACACUUACUACCAACAAUACUACUACUGCUUCCAUUAUUAGUUCAACAACAAUACUAUCCACAAUAUCAUCAUUAUCGAACGAAAGAGACCCUUGCCAUGACCCUGCAAAAAGCAAAAGAUCAUAUACUAUUAGGUCCAUUUCAAUCAAAAACAAAAUUUCCAACUGUAAAUGGCCGUCAUUUUCGUGCAGAAUGGUACAACACUUAUCCAUGGCUAGAAUAUAGUUUAGAAUUGAAUCAUGCAUUCUGCUCUCCAUGUCGCUUACGUAAUGAACGUAAGCAUGAGACUGCAUUCACAGCUACUAGUUUUAAUCAAUGGAAAAAUGGAACGCUACGAUUAAAUGAUCAUCAAGCAGCAAAUUGUCAUAAAGAAUCUUUUGAAAGAUGGAAAACAACGCUGCAAAAUUAUAAUAAUAAUACAGAUGUAUUGAAAUUAUUGAAUCAACAAUAUUCUAAACAAGCAACUGAAAAUCGAACAUAUUUAAAAGAAAUUAUUCGGACAGUUCAUUUUCUUGCACGUCAAGGAGUCAGUUGCAAGUUAUGUGGAUAUCUUUAG
Messenger RNA from Rotaria sordida, 576 nucleotides. The record is from the annotation of a GenBank genome assembly. Lineage: Eukaryota; Metazoa; Rotifera; Eurotatoria; Philodinida; Philodinidae.